AUGUCUCUCAAUUUUAACGACGUUCCCGUGCAAAAUCUGGAGCAGCUGCGGCCGCGUCUCACACAGCUCACGCAUUCCCUUCGCAAGCUUGAGGACAGCAUGGCGGCGAGCGCGACGCUGCCCAACUGGUCGAACCUUCAGAACCAGUACAACGUGAUCCUGUCGCAGCUGACAUCCUUCAGCCGGACAAUGGACCUCAACAAAGACGUUCUCAAACACACCAACGUGUAUCCGAACACAGAGUUCGAUACAACACAGUUCGAGGGUCUUCUGACCACUCUCUUGCGCAAAAAACACCUGCCCGAGGUGGCAGAGUGGAUAGAGAACAACAUGGCCGACGUCUCGCGCGAGGGCCUGACCAAGGACGACCUGGUCGCCGCGGAGUACCUGAGACUGUCGGAGGAGCUGCUGGGCGAGUUUUCGUUCGAGGACGACACGCCGCUCGAGGGAUCCGACAAGCCAGAGACGCCCGGCGUAGACGUGUAUAAGUACAUGUUUGGCGGCGGUGCCAAAUAG
This is a messenger RNA of Ogataea angusta, 516 nucleotides long. RefSeq lists its product as uncharacterized. The transcript has a single exon. Gene Ontology annotation, biological process: regulation of transcription by RNA polymerase II. Gene Ontology annotation, cellular component: mediator complex; core mediator complex. Gene Ontology annotation, molecular function: RNA polymerase II cis-regulatory region sequence-specific DNA binding; transcription coregulator activity. Lineage: Eukaryota; Fungi; Ascomycota; Pichiomycetes; Pichiales; Pichiaceae. The record is from RefSeq and is a predicted model, not a curated record. The coding region runs from base 1 to 516 and encodes 171 amino acids.